AUGGCGGCCGCCCUAAACGGUUUUCGGAAGCUAUGUGUUGGUGGCUUGCGGUCUCAAACAAGGCUUUUGCCGCGGGUAUGUAACGCAAGUAUUCUCGAAUUUCUUGAAGAAUCCUCAAAUUGUUAUUAAUCGUUGUUUUACGUGCAGGUGUUGGGUGUAAAUGGCUGUCAGCAUCAGCAGAACAGAAAUCUGUCGCUACAUGAACACUACAGCAUGAAACUACUUCAGGAGGCAGGAAUUCUUAUACCUCAGGGUGGUGUGGCUAGGACACCUGAACAAGCUUAUGAAAUAGCGACUACUUUGGGUACGUAAUGCGCGAAUAUGAGGGUAUAUUGUGUCUUUUACAGCGAAUAAUUUCACUAGUACAAUAUACACACAUCGUUCACUUUGUUUUUAUUGGUGUCUACAAUUUAAAAACAGUCGAAUGCUACUUGUAUGCUACUGUUAAACUCGGUGUAGGUAGUGUACAGAUGUCUUAGCUAAAAAAAGCUAUCAAAUGACAGAUCUGAAUCACAGAGACAAAUAAUUAUUAUCAUAAACUCUUAGAAUAAUACAGCUCUUGGUACGGAUAUUCACAAAUAACUGCGAUCAUUUUUUCAUAAAAAAAUGUUAAAAUUUAAAAACGUAUGAAGAAAAAGUCAAAUAGGAAAUGAUUAGCGUUUAGAUUUCCUCCAUAUUAUCUCACCAGUUCUAGAACAUAUGCUCCAAAAACUUUGUGGAUCAUAAGUUAAUUUCCAGAACCCACAAUUGUGGAGGCUCAGUUGAGUCAUGUUUACAUUGAUGUUUAAUCCUUUUACUCCCAAGAUCAAAAAAGUCUAUUCUUCACACUAUGUGCCACAGAUUUCCCAUAAUUUCAGUCUUGAGAAUUAAGUGUUCAAUCAAACAACAUCAUUUAGUUGAUAUUAUUACACAUGGACUAUGCUAAGCAUUGGAACAAGUAAUGUAGGGAUUCAAUUUUCAAAUUUUGAAGUGUAGCCUUGGGAGUCUUAGGGAGGGGUGCUUCUUAUUAAUGAUAGCUGAACAAUUGGCACAGACCUUUAAGGGAAUGACAUCCAAUUAUAUGGUGGCAUGUGCCACAGAAUGGUAGGAUUUGUAUGGGUUCUGGGAGAACAGGAAAGUCCUGGAGUUUUAUUUUGACGUGUUCUAGGACUGGAAAGUCCUGAAAAAAGACUUCAGGUCCUAGAUAGUCUUGGAAAUUAGCCUAAAUCAAGCAAUAAAGUUUUCAAAAUCCACAAUAUGUACAUUUUAAGAAAUUUACUAUAUGUAGACUAUAAAUAGAAUUGAUUUAAAAAAAGAAAGAUUUUUAAAAAUUUUUUUAAAUUAAUCUAGGAACGGAAGAGUUUAAGGUGAAAUUUGGAGUCCUGAAAAAAUCGCUCUGAGUCGUGGACAAGUCCUUAGAAUUUGUUUCUGAAAAAGGUUACGAACCCUGUUAAUCAGAAUUUAAACCACUGAUGAUUCCCUGCUAAGAAUUUAAUCUUUUUUUAGGAGGGUGGGAAUUACAUAUUUAGUUUAUUUUGUAACCUUAAGUGCGACCCAACAGAGAAAAUAAUUAUAGUCUGAACAGUGUAUCCACAAGUUCAACAAUUUAAAGUGUCCCUUUGAUGUGUUCUUUUUGUUGCCUUCUGCAUGAAAACAUACUGAUAUUGUUAGGAGAUAUGCUGUUUUGGUGAACUACUGGGAGUUGAAAGGUUAAAAUUACCCUUGCUGGUGGAGAUUUAGUAACAUUUUAUGUAAUAAUGAUUUUACAUUAAGUCCAGGGAGACAGGAUGUCAGGAAGGCUGGUCUUCAAAGAUAACGCAGGUAGAUGCAUAGUUCACAUUUGAAGAUUUUAAGGGUGUUAUUCUUGAAUUCUUUGAAUGCGUCUUGUUUAGCCAGUUUAGUGUAGUAAGAGAAAAGGUAAAUUUUCUAUUUAGUACAGGUGUGUCCUGUCUCUACAAAAGGUCAGUUAGAGCUAGUUAACUGAGUGUAAUUUAGUAAUUCAAGUGGCAUAAGUUGGUCAUGAUUGGUCAGAAGCUGACCAAUCAUGACCAACUUAUGCCAUCGCUCUGACAAAGGGCUAACACUCGAAAUGUCAGCUUUUUUACCCUUUAUGGUGGCUAAUUUACGUUUUCAACUCCGUUGUUAACACUAAAUUACCUGCUAUGCCCUCCCACUGAUGUAGCACCACAGUUUCUUUAGAAACUUACCCCCUUUAUUCUUAUGCCACUUGAGUCCUGUAGUCAAUAACAUCACAGCUAAAUGAACCAAUCAGUUUAAUCAAAAUGGACCCAGUACAUGCUACUGACAACAAGUAUUUACUUGACUCUGAUGAUAACUUUGCUCAGGUGGUGAAACUUCAGUCUUGACAAUGGACUACACACACUCAUAUGGACAAUCAGAUAACAUGAUUACAAUGAUGUUUAAGUAAUUUUUUGUUCCAGUCUUGCAGAUAACCUCAAAAUUCAUUUAGUACAGCUGAGAAACAACCCACAUGCCUAUUUUUCUCUAACUUCUUUCCUAAUAAGCUUGAAAACCCUGUGCAAAAUUACUUUUCAACCAUGUUUAAGGUUUUAACUUCACUUCUGAACUUGCGUCUUGGUUAUUUUCCAAAAACUGCUUGUAUAUGAAAAUGUGCUAAUGUUUGCUUCCAGGUAUUGAAAGUGACUCUGAUCUGGUGGUCAAGGCACAAGUCUUGGCUGGUGGGCGUGGAAAAGGAACAUUUGAAGGAGGGCUCAAGGGUGGUGUAAGGAUUGUGUUCUCGUAAGUUUUGAAAAUUGUUAAACACACUGUACUUUGUUGUUUUUAUUCUUGGCCUAGUUUUUUUAGCUCAAUGCUCUUCACUAAGAUGCCACAACACAAUGUACUCAUCUAGUAGGUGUAAUUUUUUAACAGGCCAGAUGAAGCUAAAGAAAUGGCAUCAAGGAUGCUUGGUAAAAAGCUCUUUACAAAACAGACUGGAGAGCAGGGUCGAAUAUGCAAUGAUGUGAGCAAAUAUUUUGUUACAGUAUAAAUUGCUUUUAAAAUAGUUGUUCACUUAACAUCACCUAUAAAGAAACAAUAAUGUGUUACAAUGGCAAGCAAAAAAACUUGCAAAUCUUGUUAACAUCUAGUUCCAACUGUAACAACCAUUUUGACUAGUAAACUAGUAAAUCUAGUUAUUCUUGUAGCAGUAAGAUAAGAAAUGCUGCCAUAGAACCCAACAUGUCUAAGCGCAUUGUUGUGAUUUAUCUCUACCUUUGUUUAAUUCAAGAACAUUUUUUAAAGAUUAAUCUAAAUUGCAGGUUUAUAUUUGUGAAAGACUCUAUGCCAGAAGGGAAUACUACUUUGCCAUUGCCUUAGAGAGAGCAUUUAAGGUACUCCAAAUGUUUCUUGAAAUUAAGUGUUAUGUUUUUAUUUUGAUGUUAUUAUCAUGGCAUCAGUGGGAAAACUUUUAGUUUUUCAGGAUUGUGUUGUAUGUUUAAAAUGUGACAUCUGUGAGUCAAAUAAACUUAUGAGACACCACAAACAGCAGAUUCUGAAUUUAGUCCAUUGAUUACCUCACGUGUGCUUUUGUUUCAUCGUCAAUUUUUCAUUCAUGCUGUCUUUGUUUAUUGUUUCAUUUAUUUCCUUGUUUGUUGUUUCAUUCAAUUCUUUCUUUGUUGUUUCAUUUUUUUCUUUCUUUGUUUCUUCAUUAAAAAAUUUGAUUUUUCUCUUUCACCACAUUAUAUUUUAUCUUCCUUGUAUGCAGGGACCUGUUCUGGUUGGUAGCCAGCAAGGAGGAGUUGACAUUGAACAGGUUGCCAAGGAGUCUCCAGAAGCCAUCAUUAAAUUUGGAGUGGAUAUUAUGCAAGGUUUGCAUCAUAUAAUUAUAAUAUUAUGUCAAAAUUAUAUCAAACAUUACGUGUACUGCUGCAGAAUAACAUGAAAUUAAUUAAGGAAUAUCAUGAAACCUUGUAAGAAAAGUGCCUACUCAAUAAAAAAAAUUAUUUAUCAUGAACCCUCAAGAUUGGGAAAAAUCAAACUACAUUGUGUUUCUCAUGUUUGUGAAGAAUUUUGGUCAAAUGUUUACUGAGAUGCAAGUUGAAUGGGCUAAACUGGAAGUAAUUAGGGUGGUGUGUAGUUUUUCUUUUGUCAAAGGAUUGUGAUAAUUUAUUUGUCCACGACAAAGUUAACCCUUUAACUCCCUGAAGUGAUUCACAUGUAACUUUUCCCUACAAUAUCUAUCCACCAUCCAGCAAGCAGGUAAUGAGAAUACUCAAUUGUAUCUGGUAGAAGUAAUACCAAAUUCUUGCAACUAAUUUACAUGGAAUUGUGUAGCAGCAAGAGGGGAGAAUUAACAAUCAGAUCAUGGGAGUUAAAGGGUUAAUUACAUAUCAAACUAUUUUGAAAUUUUACCUUACCUUACAAUAAACAAAUUUUUUUACAUCAUACUGGACUGCCUUGGCAGGGUUUUAAAUAAUUAUGUGGGUUCUUAACAAUUUUUCCCCAGGAUUGUCAAAGUCUGAUGCUCUGGAAUUUGCCAAAAAGAUGGGUUUUAGUGAAAGCUGUGCAGAUCAGGCUGCUGAUUUCAUUGUGCGACUUUAUGAUCUGUUUAUUGAAAAGGAUGCCACACUAAUUGAAAUAAACCCCAUGAGUGAAGAUGUACUAGGAAGAGGUUAGUAUCAAUCAAACUAACUGGAACCUUUCUCUGCAGCCACACUCUGUUAGCAUCACACCAGAAAACCAGCCAUUUUCCCAAAAUUCUCCACUUCCUCAUGUAGUCACUUAAAGGAGGAGCUUGCUCUUAAGGGCAACCUCUUGUGGGCAUUGCAAGCAUUUUUAAAGUUAUUUCUCUUGUUUUUUUCCUAUUCUGAUGUCCUCUAGGCUAUAAUGGGGUAUCACAUGAUCCUUAACCCUUUAACUCCCUCCAAAGAUUGACCAAGAAAGAAUUUCUCCUUACAAUACCAAGACUAUAUCAAGCAGACAAGUGAUGAGAAUAAGAAAAUAUAUCAAUAAGGAGAUUAUAAGUUGAUCCGAUUUACCAAAUUCUCUGAGCUAUCAUCAUAAGAAUUACAUGGCAGACAGUAAGGAGGUUUACUAUGGAAAUCUAGAGAAUGAAAGGGUUAAAUAUGUCACAAACAAAUAUUGUAAAUUUAACACACUACAGUGUGGCUUAGACUUUUUUUUUUAGCCUUCUGUUUUUGAUUUUCUUCUGCACUCAUUCUGAUCUCCUCAAUAUUUACAAAGCAGGAUGAAUACCACAAUGGCCCAUAAUUUGUAAACCACUCCUGUUGGUGAUCAAGAGAGAAUUACUCCUUACCAUAUCAAUACAAUAUCAAGCUGAAAAUUGAUGAGAAUGAAGAAAAGUAUCAAGUAGAGGAUUGUUGGUUGAUCCAAUACCAAACUCUCUAAACUAAUAAAUAGAGAAUUGUAUUGCAGACAGUAAGGAGAAUUACUUAUGAGAUCAUGGAAAUGAGAGGGUUAAACUGGAGUGGUUUGACUUACAAACACUAAAAUGAAGACUUUUUUAAAUAACCUGUAAAAGACACUCGUUUUCUGGGAAAUACCUACCUUUUUUCCUUCACUGUGCAUUUGUACCUGAGUGAAAUUCCAGUUGGAAUAAAAUUUUAAACCCGUUUUUUUCUUGCUUGAAAUACUCAUUUGGGGACAACAAAUGAGGUAAAAUUUGUAUUUGAUGAAGGAUUUUCUUUUUCAGUUGUAUGUAUGGAUGCCAAAGUGCUUUUUGAUGACAAUGCUGAAUUUCGACAACCAGAAGUGUUUCAACUGAAAGAUUGGUCGCAAGAAGACGAGAGGGAAGUAGAAGCAGGAAAAGAAAAUCUGAACUACAUUGGACUUGACGGAAGUAUUGGAUGUCUGGGUAAGUUACAGCUUUUUCUUAUUUAACGGGUGGGAGGUCAAAACUGCGCCCCAGAUCCUGAGUAAGGCCGUACUCAAGACCAAGGGCACAAUUUUAAACCACAUGGACCGAACUAGACUAGUAAACAGCGUAUAUUUAUUUCAUUUCCGUGGGUUUACUUUUUUCAGCCGAGCCGCGAAUGGCGCGGAAAGUAAUUCCGUACCAAGGUCCGUUUUGUAAAAAGCUUAACCCGUGACGGGCGCAUGAUCAGCCAGUCAGAUUCAAGGACUUAAGAUUUUGAAUUACAAUAUUAACCUGGAGCACUAGCGUUAUGUCGUGGUUGUAGGGUGUUUAUUCAACGGUAGCUUUUAUUUCAAAGCCUUCUUAUAUUACUGACAAGAAUUAUGGUAACUCAAUUGUGGGCACUAUGCAAAAUAAAAACUUUUUUUAAGGUCUAACUUCUCGCUUUUCGGCUGAGAUAGAAUCGUAACUGAGUGGCGUGCGAUAUGUGCAACAGUGGUGUAGAUACCAACAUGUAGUUUACCGUACUUGUUUUGUUUGUUUUUUUGUUUGUUUGUUCACAAUGCUCGAAUGAAAGACGUUUCAUCUGAAUGAACGCAGCGUUUUUUUGAGGGCGGCGUCAAAGAGAGUUAGUACGGUAUCAUUUAUAAAUAAUUAUGGCGAUCAAAUGAUAUUUCAUUUAAAUAACGUGAACUCUUUCACUAGUGAAUGGCGCCGGUUUAGCUAUGGCCACUAUGGACAUAAUCAAACUACAUGGUGGUGAGCCCGCAAACUUUUUGGAUGUUGGCGGUGGUGCGACAAUAAAUCAGGUUAUGGCAGCAUUUAAGAUCAUCAGUGACGACAAAAAGGUACGAUUACAUGACCUGCUUGUUCACCAGUAGCUUCUAUAAAUUUUUGUAGGUCGUGAGACCAUCGAAAAAUGGUGAAAAGCGAUUAUUCAGCCAUAAUAUUUUGUGUUUGCAUCAUAACGGUGAUCUAAAAACCCAGAAUAGGCUUUGUUUCCACUGUGAUGACAGGUUUUCUACGAUUAUCAGUUGAGUUAGGCGCGUUGAACGAUGGGGUUUGAAACCCGAAAUUACGGUGUUGUUUUGAAAACUUACACCCCUUACAACGAAUUUGUUUAGGGUACCCCUUAAGCUGGAAAUUAUAGUAACCAAUUGAUCUUUGGAUGGAUUUUAUUUAGGUCCACGCAACUCUUGUGAACAUCUUUGGUGGUAUAAUGCGCUGUGACGUCAUAGCGGAAGGAAUUAUUGCUGCAGCGAGAGAACUGGAACUGAAUAUUCCUAUUGUCGUACGAUUGCAAGGUACUGUCUGCAGUGAUCUUCUUUAACUGAAAGUUAAUCUUUAGGAAUGCAUAUUGAUCUAUACGUUAGUAGGUUUUUCUUCACUUGUUUCUUAGUCCAAGUCAGCUGCAAGAUUGGGGAAGAAUCUAUAAUCUCCUGUCGGUGUAGGAGACCACAACCCCGCCACGACUCUGCGUCGAACCGUGGUGAAGUUGCCAUGGUUGCAUUUUAAUUUGGGUGUACCUUUCCAGCUUGCUUCAUUUGCCUUUGUUGUCCACUGAUUAAAAAGUGAUGGCAGCAGUGCUUUCAGUAAGAUUUGAAGAAGGUGGCUACCUCGGUAAAGCACCCGCCGAAGAAUUCCCCUCUUGUUGUCCCAUUCCAUUCCAUUCAGAAUAGACUGGCUUCAGUCAGAGUUUUCGGUGUUAAACUUCCGUAGAUGAUCAUUAAAUUUUCGUCUCCUUUACACUGAUCGUUUUAUUUCUGAUCAACAUCUUCCAUUUGCUGACAUAAAAGCCUGCUUCCCGAGUUUCACACAAAAAGUCCUCUGAAAGGACACAAGGUGACUGGUUACCGAAAUUUGAUCCAUCGCUCUGCCGAAGGGCUAACGUUCGAAACGUCAGCUUUUUUACCCUUUACGGUGGCUAAUUUACGUUUUCAACUCAGGUGUUAACACUAAAUUACCUGCUAUACUCUCCCACCGACGCAGCAACACAGUUUCUUUAGAGACUUACCCCUUUACCGAAAUUUGAGUCAGAAGAUGUAUGUUCUUGGAAACUCAAAAUUUAUUUUUGCUGGAAAUGUAUGAAAUGUAUGCUGGAACAUAGGAUAAGACAAUGUCAAUCAUUUUUAUCAAAACUCCCCUUAUAAAGGUAAAAGUCGACUGAAAGAACUCUACAAGAUCUCGAGGCGUUUUGGGUCUCACUUCGUGAUUUUGCUUGAAAGCUUCCAUAGUAUGCCCGGCGAUUCACAACAGAAGCCGGAGCCGGACCUCCGGCGGGUGCCAGGUCUUAUUGAAAGCAUUUUGGUGGGGAAAGCAAAAUAACGUUUUGUACGCCUUUUUCAUCACGUCUCAUCCUUCAGAAGCGGAAGAGGUGUCCGUAACUACACUUUUAUGUUUUCACAGGUCUAAUUUACUGAACCUAUAUAUUUCAUAAUUGAAAACCCUCUUCUGAUGAGAUCUAGAUGUGUCCUAUUUGUGUUUACUCGGCAGGAACUCGAGUGGAUGACGCGAAGGCUCUCAUUGCUGCUAGUGGGUUAAGAAUUAUCGCCUGUGAUGACCUUGAAGAAGCUGCUGAAAUGGUAAGAGUCUUCACUUUAAACAUUAAGAGAAGAGCACUACUUUGCAGUGAUUUUACUGAGCUUCAUGAUACGGCAAUAGGAAAUUGCAACUUAUUUGCAAAUCGCUAAUUAUUGGCGUCUUUGUCCAUUUGUUUCCAGGUUGUCCGCCUUUCCAAUAUUGUUGAACUUGCCCGUAGCGUGAAAAUGAGGGUCAAUUUCGAGCUGCCCAUCUAAUAAGAUUUGUCUUACUUUGUUAAAUAGCAUUGUUUGAUAUUGAAUUUAAAGUUCUAUAUUCCACUAAUGCUAAAAGGUUUCAGUAGCUAUAUCUUCUCAGUUUCACUCCCAUGUAAACCGCAUUUGAGGGAUGUCGCACCAAAUUCAUGUUCAAUGACAGAGAAUUGUGAGUAUCAGUUGCAUCUUCUGUAGACCCCUGAAUGCGCUCAUUAGAAGAAGAUACAAUUUUGAAUGCCGAUGUAAUUAUGCAUUUACCCGUUUUAUUAAAGAGCAAAUAUAUUUA
Pocillopora meandrina is the source of this 8893-nucleotide messenger RNA. The record is from the annotation of a GenBank genome assembly. NCBI's taxonomy places the organism in Eukaryota, Metazoa, Cnidaria, Anthozoa, Scleractinia, Pocilloporidae.